CUUGUCCCUUCCGCCCCAUUGCACGCAUAUACACACACACACACACAUCUUACACACCUAACAUCACCUUCCUUUUCUUUCCCCCCUUCAUUUACCUUAGACAGCUUCUGCUCUACUCUCAGGGUCGAGCAGCAGCAGCAGCAGCAGAAGCAGAGUAGAACAGAACAAAGGCCACACACCCACCCACUCACUCACCCAUACGCAUAUACACGCUCCCUCGACGUCAACCCCUCACCACCCACCACCAUGGACAUCCUCGCCUCCUUUCUCCCUUCGCACGGCGCAAAUGCCACUGCCUCCUUUGCCGACUUUGCCACGCCCAAUACAAAUCUCCCCUAUGGCGCAGACCUCUACACCGGAACAGACCCUUCCUCGCUCAACUUCCUAGAAAGGGCAUGGAUGGAUUGGUACAUCUGGAUUGGCAACCCAGUCAUUGCCACUGGGCUCAUGAGCUUCUUGCUACAUGAAUUCGUCUACUUUGGACGCGCCAUUCCCUGGAUCAUCAUCGACUCCAUGCCCUCCAUGCGCAAGUACAAGCUGCAGGAGGACAAGACGGCAACGCCCGCACAGCAGUGGAAGUGCACAAAGUACGUCUUGCUCACUCACUUUACUGUAGAGCUGCCACAGAUUUGGUCUUUCCACCCACUCUGCGAGUACCUCGGUCUAGCAACACACUCUGUCCCCUUCCCACACUGGACCAAGAUGGCAUGGCAAAUUGGCCUCUUCUUCCUCUUCGAAGACAUGUUCCACUACUGGGCUCACCGCGCUCUGCACUGGGGUCCCCUCUACAAGCACAUCCACAAGAAGCAUCACGAAUUCUCUGCCCCCUUUGGUCUCGCAGCCGAAUACGCUCACCCCCUCGAGGUCAUCAUUCUAGGAAUGGGCACAGUAGGCGGUCCUUUCCUCUUCUGCGCCCUCACCAAGGAUCUCCACAUCCUCACCGUCUACGUCUGGAUUGUCAUGCGUCUCUUCCAAGCCAUUGACGCUCACUCGGGUUACGACUUCCCUUGGUCCAUGCACAACUGGGUCCCCUUCUGGGCCGGAGCAGACCACCACGACCAUCACCACAUGGCCUUUGUGGGUUGCUACUCUACCAGCUUCCGAUGGUGGGACCACCUGAUGGGAACUGACCUGAGUUACAAGAGGUUCAGGGCGAGGCAGGCAGAGGAGAAGAGGAAGGCCAAAGAGGCUGGACUGGAAUGGCCUACCAAGCCCGCUACUAAGACGGCGACGGGAGCGCUAUUGAGCAAGGAAAAGGGGUACAGCAUUGGCGAGGGAGAGACAAAGAAGACGCUCUAGAUGCAUAGAUGGAAGUCAGCUCGCCAAACGGACGCGAGCAGUUCGAUGCUUGUCGGCUGGUGGUGGUGAUGGCCCAGCUCAUACGCUUCAGACGCGUGCAUAGAAACUGGCAGACCAGACCAGGCUCGCCGACCAUUGCAUGCAUCGGCAAUCGUCCACGGGUCUCAAGCAUCGCUCUACACGAGGGUGGCCUCUAUAGCAGUGCAGCCUUCCAGUCUGCAAGCUCGGACAGCAGACGGGCCCACUUCCUGCGGUCGCGCCCCCUUUCACAACUCAGUCACCCCACCACUCUCUUCAACUUCUUCAAAGCCUAGAAUGUCCCUUUCAUUUCCCUUUCUCUCCCCAGCCACCUUUGUGCUUUCUUUCACCCUCUUCCCUUUUUUUUGAUCUUUCUGUUUUUUUCUUCCCCUUUCUUGUGCAUUGCUUCUCCUUCCAAACUUUUUUUUCUCUUCCUAGCCACCUCAUUCUUCAUCGAUCAGAU
Messenger RNA from Microstroma glucosiphilum, 1780 nucleotides. RefSeq lists its product as hypothetical. The transcript has 3 exons. Gene Ontology annotation, molecular function: iron ion binding; C-4 methylsterol oxidase activity. Bases 247 to 1299 code for a protein of 350 amino acids. The record is from RefSeq and is a predicted model, not a curated record. Gene Ontology annotation, biological process: ergosterol biosynthetic process. NCBI's taxonomy places the organism in Eukaryota, Fungi, Basidiomycota, Exobasidiomycetes, Microstromatales, Microstromataceae.